Xyrichtys novacula (pearly razorfish) is the source of this 4205-nucleotide messenger RNA. NCBI's taxonomy places the organism in Eukaryota, Metazoa, Chordata, Actinopteri, Labriformes, Labridae. The record is from the annotation of a GenBank genome assembly.
AGUGUGGUUGCUGUGAUACCUGCUAACAAGCCGACUAGUAUUCACAUGCAUGCUAAAUUCAACUCUGAAGAGCUUCAACGAAGAAAGAUAGCUUCAGUAUGUCUGAUACCGACGCAGAUCAUGAAGGUCAGAAGGCUAAGGGUGUUUUCUCCACAUUAGUGGCUGUUGGAGAUUCACUAUACCUGAAAGGAGUGAAUAAUAAAGCCAUAGACAGCUACACAGCGGUGAGUUGGUUAGGCCUGCAUGAUCCAGGGUUACUAUUGCAUCUUUAAAAGCACGCAGAAAUAAAUGCUCUCGGCUCUUUUUUAGGCUCUGUCUAUAAAACCUGAUGAUAAGACAUGCCUUGUUGGCCGAUCCAAAUGUUACCUGAAGAUGGGACAGUUUGAAAACGCGCUGGCAGACGCAGAGGCAUCACUGCAAGAAGAUAAGACUUUUUUCAAGGUUGGUUGGUCACACCUACUAUUGAGAGUCACAACAAAUAUAUUCAUUUUUUAAACAGCUCUGGAUCACCUCAUGUUAAUAUCUAAAAACGGACGAAAAUAAAAUGGGGUGACCAAACGUUUUCCCAGAAUAUGUCCUGUUUUUACGUCCUGUAGGGCAGAGUGGGGUAAGUUAAGCCACGCCCUGUAAAAAGAAAUUGAUCAUAUGACCAAAUAUUUAGGAGAUGGGCAUCGAUUCAUGGGGUCUGUGAAGGUUAGAAGCACAUGGGUGAAGGGGUUAGACAUUUAUUUAAAAAUUUUUUUUUUUUUUUCACUGUUGAAAGUUAAUUUUGUCAGUCAUAAGUUUUAUGAGAAUUGUGUUCAGACCAAAAAAAGAUCAUUUUCAAUUUGUUUUAUACAUCAAUUGUGGUAUCUAUGAGCUACAACAUGAGGUCAAAAACCUUGCAUAAAAGUCCACCAUUUUAGCUCCGAGGACUAAUAAAGUCAUAAUAGUAGUUCAGGGGUCAGUUGAGCCAGUGGAUCAACUGAGAAAGUAAAGAAGUCUGAUGAGAGGAUCAGAGUUUCAGUUCAGAUUGUUGGAAUGUGUUACUUUUUCUUUUCAAAAAUACAGCUGUGAAUGUCCUGAAUCACUUAAAGGCAUUCUCAUGUUAAAACGUUUUUUUUUUUUUUUUUUACAAAACAGCUUUUAGCAGUUAUAUGCAAUAAUAAUAAAAAGAAUUAUUGUACCAGUUAAAUAGUGUAUAAUAGAUAAAAAUACACAUGAAUGUGAAGAAGUGACUGUUAUUUAGGGAGAGAGAAGGUGAGGGUUGGGGGGGCCUGGGGUGGAGAGUGUGCAGGGAUGCACAACAUCUUGAAAUAUACACAGAUACACUAGUUAGAGACAAAACUAUGUUUGCCUUGAUGUAGUGAUCCGAAAUAUGAAAAAUGGUUCAUCUUAACCCACUCUCCCCUACUGAUUUUAUUGUGAUCUUUCAGGGGCUGUACCAGAAGGCAGAGGCUUUGUACUACAUGGGGGAGUUUGAGUUUGCACUGGUGUUUUACCACAGAGGACAAAAGUUACGUCCCCUAAUGCAAGAGUUCAGACUGGGUAUUCAGAAAGCUGAAGCAGCCAUAGAAAACUCUGUUGGCAGUAAGCUCCUCAAACUUAUUCAUUAUUUACACUCCACUGGAGUCUCAGCAUAAGAAAAACCACCUCACACCUGAACUCACAUUUGUUUUUUGCUCUCUGGUAUCCUUCAGACCCUUUAUCUGUUAAGCUGGAGUUAAAAGGAGACCUGACAUUUUUCCAGAAAGAUGAAGAGGUGAGUUUAUGUAAAUUUCAGACUUAAACAGUAUUUCAUAAUAGUCCCAAGUCUGACUCUGAUAGUCCCAAACAGGUCUGAGAAGUUGUUUUGAUUUCAAGUUUAACCUGUUUCAACCCUUCUGGUGUACAUUAAUGUGUUUCUGGUCGACUGACCUGCAAAGAGGGAACAGCCUAUCACUGCUAUUCAGCAUCUGACAAAGAAGAAAAAACAGAAAACCCAGAAAAUCCCCAAGAGUGAGAAGACUACCAAACAACUGCUGGGAGAGUUUUACAGUGACAAGAAAUUUCUAGAGAACCUGCUGGAUAACAAAGGUGGUAUUUAAUUUCACUCAUGUUAAAUUUCCCUGUUUUGUUUCACUUCUUCUUUUAUUGCCCACACAAAAGUUGUUUUAUGUUUCUGUUUUCUGUUCAAUAUGUGUCUGUAAUUUCAUCAACAGUAAUGUUUGUUUCCAUCUUAUUGACUCAUAUCCUCGUGAUGAUCCACAGACUUGGCAAAGGGUAAGACAAAGGGUGGAGAAAGAGUGCAGGAUGUCAUUCAAAGCUGCCUCUCUUCUCUUGACACCUGCACCAAGUUCUUAAGUAAGGAGAAACCAAUCUGUGCACUCGAGAGGAAGCAAAGGCAAAAAGGUUGUAGGCCCCAUCAUAGCCCCCCAUCUGAUCCUGUUCAGUUCCUGUUCAAGAACUUGGAUGAGAUCGAUGCAGGUAAGACAAGCUCCUGGUUGAACUCAUUUCUUUUUUCAGCCUAGGAGGUGCUCACUGAUUUUUUUUUUGUCCUAGAGCUGACUUGUGGAAAUACAGAAGAUGGUCUCAGAAAAGCAGAAGAACUGAUGAAGAUUGUGCAGGCAUGGUCAGAGAAAGAUGUGCCUGAUAAGAAAGAGGUUUUAGGAAACCUGCACAGUUGUAUUGGAAAUGUCCUCACAGACCUGGGAGAUAUAGACUUAGCAUUAGAGCAUCAUCAAAAAGACUUGGAGCUGGCUACACAGUGGUGAGGAUUUAAAGGGUUGGGGGAAUAUUUUAAAGUAGGAGUUGAAAAUGAAACAUGACGUAAUCUUUUUUUUUUUUAACAGCAAACUCCCAGAGGCAAUGUCGAGGGCUCUGGACAACAUUGGAGGACUUUAUGCCCAGGCUGAACAGUACACACAGGCCAUUGAGUUGUAAGUAAAUUGCUUCCGUUAGUAAUCAUAUGAAGCAUUGGCUUGUAUGGGACAGGCUCAUUUCUUUUCUGUCCUUGUUUGUUUUCUCUUCAGCUGGGAAAAAAAGGUCCCUCUGGUCUCAGAUGGUUUGGAGAAGACCUGGUUGUUCCAUGAGAUUGGUUGGUGUUACCUGGAACUCAGUCGCUAUGAGGAGGCCAGAGACUACGGUGGUCGUUCACUAGAUGCAGCCAGUGAAAUUGCUGAUGGGAAAUGGCAGAUGAAUGCUAGUGUUUUGGUGGCACAAUCAGAAUGUAAUUAUGACUGUACUUUACUUGAUAUUAUGAGAACUUGGCCUGCUUAGUUUACUUGUGUGCUUCAGUCAUAGUUCAUACUAAAUCAAAGGUAUUAAUGUUACUUGUUUUCUGUUCCAUCCUAGUGAAACUGGGGAACUUUGAAUCCUGCGUCUCAUACUUCGAAGAGGCAUUGACUCAGGCCAAAGUGCUUGAUGACCACUCUGCUAUGAGCGCCAUCCAGAAGGUCCCCUUGUACUUUUUUUUCCCAACAAUAUCCAUAUUCAUUUCCAGACAUAAUAACACAUACACAUAACCACUUGGACUUCAAACAUCUGCCUCAAACAGUGAAGAGCACCCAUGUCUUCAAUUCACAACCAAGACCUAACAUUAAAAAAACAAUACAAAUGAUAAAUAUAAACCACUAACUAAAGAAAGGAACUUAAAUACACAAUCAAAUAAUAAUACAAAUACUACAUAAGUAAAUAAAAAUAAAUAAUAAAAUGAAAAAAUGUAAUUAAAAAAAGGGGGGGGGAAUAAAAACCACACCCACCAUACACUACUCAUAUUCACAUUAAUUAAAUGAGCUGCAGAGGGCUACUUAUAGGUUAUUGCUAGGUGUUACCACCAAACCAGACGGGUCUUUAUUCGAAUGAAAAUUUCUAAAGGGGCCCCAGAUAUUAUCAAACCCUUGAAUCUUUUAAAUGUUUUUCUUCACAAUCCUUUCAGGUCCUGAAAUUACAUUUUUGAUCACUGACAUUGUUUUUAUUCUGUUUCCAGGCUCUUUAUGAAGCAAAUGAGCAGCUCCAGAAGUGAGGAUUUCCAACAAUGCAAAGCUGAAGUCUUUGAAUAAAAGUUGAUAGGCUUGGAGAUGAAAGUUUCCACUCUGAAAGGGGCAUUAAAGAUGUUUUUUUAUACAAAUGUAAUACCUAAAAUGCAUGACUGUAAGAUUUAGCUAAGAAUUUAUAAUGGCAGUACACCCUGGAGCAUGAGUAUUUUCACUCAUAGCAAGAGUUUAAUAAACACACACAUGGUUGUA